Molecule: messenger RNA, 1486 nt
Organism: Arachis stenosperma
Lineage: Eukaryota; Viridiplantae; Streptophyta; Magnoliopsida; Fabales; Fabaceae
Product: CBS domain-containing protein CBSX5-like
Exons: 2
Coding region: 92-1297 (401 amino acids)
Source: RefSeq, a predicted model, not a curated record
CUCUUGUAUCAACUAAUUAACCCGCUGAAGCCGGAAGCUGAAAGCUGAAAAUCAAUCUGUGUCUAGAACUUUCUUGUGAUUCGUGCUGUGUAUGGCAGUUAGAUUAUUGUCAGGGCAUGAGGUAUCAGAUCUGUGUCUUGGGAAGCCAGCACUCAGGUCCCUUUCUAUCACCGACACCUUAGCUGACGCACUCUCCGCCCUAAAGAGGAUCGACGACACCUUCGUCUCCGUCUGGAACUGCAACCACUCCCUUGUCAGGUCGCACUUCCCUUCUCCUCCUCCUCCUCAAGAACGAUGUAAAGCCAAGGAGGACGAUUGCAGGUGUGUUGGUAGGCUUUGCAUGCUCGACAUCAUCUGUUACCUUUGCAAGCCGGAAAACCUCUCGGCUCCCGCCGCCGCGCUUCGUUCCCCAAUUUCCCUUCUUAUCACCGACCAUUCCGCUCUCGUCAGCCAUCUCGAGCCCAAUGCCAGCUUAUUGGAUGCUAUAGAUGCUAUGCAUGAGGGAGCACAGAACCUGGUGAUACCAAUUCAAAGCAGUAUCAGCUCAAGGAGAAAGUCCGUUGAAUCUUUGGACUCCAUUUUCCAUAAUAACAACCGCUCCUACUGCUGGGUCACCCAAGAGGAUGUGAUCCGCUACCUCCUGAAUGCAAUCGCGGCGUUCUCACCUACGCCGGCUAGCCCAAUCAACACUCUAAACGUUAUUGACGAUCAAAACCUCUUUGCCGUCAACUAUGAUGACCCUGCAUCGUCUGCAUUAAACCUCCUCUUGUUGUCCCUAAUCCACCAAAGCUCGGUUGCCAUCGUUGACCCGGAAGGCAAAUUCGUCGGGGAAAUCUCGCCGUUCAUGCUCAAUUCUUGCGACGAGGCCGUUGCGCCGGCGCUGGCCACGCUCUCAGCUGGGGACUUGAUGGCCUAUAUUGAUUGUGGUGGACCUCCGGAGGACCUUGUGCAGAUUGUGAAGGAGAGGCUGGAAGAGCAGAAUCUUAGUGCGGCUUUGGAGCUGCUUGGAGAUGAAGGGGGGCUUUCAUCUUGGUCAUCGUUUUGUUCAAGUUCAUCAGAGGAUGAUGCAUCUUCCGGGAAGAAUUGGAAGCUUGGAGGGUACUCUGCGAGGGUAGUGAGGAGGUCAGAGGCCAUUGUUUGCUACCCGUGGAGCUCUCUGGUGGCUGUGAUGAUUCAGGCACUUUCACAUAGGGUCAGCUAUGUGUGGGUUGUAGAAGAUGAUGGAACCUUGACUGGGAUUGUUACCUUUGAGGGCAUGUUGAAAGUUUUCAGAGAACACCUCAAGUCUAUGUGCUAACACACCAAGAUGAUGGGAAACAAAUAAAAAUAAAAUAAAAAACACUUUAAAAUCAUUUGUAAUUUUGUAUAGACCAGACCAUGCUUUGUGUUUUGUUAAAAAAAAAAAAACAAGAUAACUCGGUUUGUAGCUGUGUAAUCACAGUCGUUUUUGGUUGGUGAAUAGAAAACAAAACGGCUCUUUUUCGUA